CUAAGCUUGUGGAAGGAUGGCUUUAUAUAUCGAUGGCAUCUCACAACAGAGCCAUCACAGCUGAGUAUUCCUGAUGUAUAUGAACAAUGCUAUAAUUUUUUUGAUGGAUGUUUUUGAAGAGUAGAUUCCUUCAAUACAUAUUGUUCUAUGCAUCUUGGCCACAGGUCACAUUCAAGGGUGUGUCUCGUGAUGUCAAUGACGAACUUGAAAUUAUUUUACUUCCUCUUUCACCGUCGCCAUGAGCAUUCUUGGUUCAGCGUCUCUCUGAGCCGCAGUCAGAAACUCUCUUUGCGUGAAGCCACAGAAUAUAAAAUUUGUAUUUAAUUUUGUUUAAACAGGUGAGAACACAACAGGCCAGGACAGUCUCAUUUAUAAGAAAGACCUGGGUCUCCAAAAUGGCAAAUGCAACUCCCAAUGAGAGUGCAGACAGUGAGCUGCACUGCCCCGUCUGCCUGGACACGUUCGUGUGCCCCUGCACGCUGAGCUGUGGACACUCAUUCUGCGUGCGGUGUCUGGAGGCUGCCUGGGAGACAGUGAACAGCUUCAGCUGCCCGCAGUGCCGAGCGAUCUUCCCGGUGCGACCCCAGCUGAGGAGGAACGUGGCGCUAUCCAACCUGGCGGAGCAGCUCAGAGUUGGAGACAGGAUGGCCACGAUCACCAUGUGUGACGAGGAUCAAAUGUGCCAUCAGCACAGAAAGGAGCAGCUCAAGUUCUAUUGUGAACAAGACGAGAGCCUGGCCUGCACAGUCUGCACCAUUGCAGGAGACCACUCCGGACACAAGGUCAUCGCAGUGGAGACAGCGCAACAGACAAAACAGGAUAUUAUCUGCCUGGAGAAGACAAAGAGAGAAAAGAACAAGGAGAAGGUGGUAUCAUGGACACAGCAGCUCAGGGGCACCUAUGCACGUACUCAGGAAUCUCUGCGUGGGACCAAGGAGCGGAUCAGCCUAGAGUUUGAGCGCAGGAGGGAGCAGCUAAGUGAGGAGGAGAGGGAGGCUCUGGAGCGCGUGGACGAGGAGGGCCGCUCCGUGCUGUCCCGGAUCCAGGCGGACAUCGCUCGCUACGAGAGCAGAGCACGGGACCUGGAUCAGGAAAUCACCCAGCUACUCUCCGCAAUCAAUGUGCAGGAUCCACUUUCCUUCCUCCAGCAUCCCAUGCAUGAGAAGCUCAGGAGCUCGGUUUCUCAGGAUGAUCCUGCUCCAGUCUCUCGCCACCUGGACUUGGCAAAGGUCAUCUCAGUUGGAGGCAUCAAAACGAAUCUCCUGGCUGUUUUGUAUGGACACGCACCAACUCUGGAUAUAAACUCAGUCAAUAACGAUGUCCAGAUAUCCUCGGACCUCAGGACGGUCACGUGGACCAAUGUCUCCCAGGGGCGUCCCCAUCACCCACACCGGUUUGAUUCAUGGCCACAAGCCCUGUGCUCUGAGAGCUUCUCAUCAGGCCAGCAAUACUGGGAGGUGGAUGUGGGGGGCUCGGGGUCUUGGCGGGUUGGAGUCGCCUACGAGACGACGCCACGGAAAGGGAGUAGUGAAGCCUGUUCCCUGGGAGGGAACAAAGAGUCUUGGAGUUUAAGAAAAAAUAACAACAGAUACUCAGUGCACCAUGGAGGGGGACGGACCUCACUGUCAGUGCCGGAGCCUCCCCGGAGAGUUGGGGUUCAUCUGGACUGGGACGCAGGGCUCCUGUCGUUUUACAGCGCCGACUCCAUGGCUCUGUUACACUCGUUUCACCAAACCUUUGCUCAGUCUAUCUAUCUUGGGCUGGGAGUUUGGGGUAAGGAUGGUAACGCAGUGACGAUUGUGGAUCUGAGCCAUGUGUCUUGACCGAGAGGAAUGUCGAUGUGGAAACUAUAAAAACCAGGACGGGUAUAAACCCUAUGAAUAAUCGCAGCCUUAGUUUACAGCUCAGGGCUAAAAACAGGCAGUGACCAUAACGACACAUGGGUUUGACCAGAAUGCCCCUUUCACUUUUGAUUGCUGUAACAAAUUAAGUUGGUAUUGGUAUCUGGUGUUUCUGUCUUGGUUUCUUGGGUAUCGGUUUGUUUCUUGGGUUUAUUGUGAUUAAAAUAAAUAUUGUCGUUAAACCUUAGUCUUAUUCUGUCCCUGCUAUUGGUGUCAUCAUCCAUUUUUUUAAAUCUGAAUUCUCAAGUGUAGGAAGUGGAUUGUGUCAGCCCGAUCACGAAUCACUUAAUUUGGCUAAAUUCACUGACACUUUACUCAUGGUAUUGAUGACAUUGAAUGACCACUCUAUAUAUGGCUUAUAAAAUCUCUGCCCUGACUAAGGAUGAAGAGGUAAAAUUACAUUUCCUUAUGGAUAUAUUUUCACAACAAUAUUCAAUACAGCGUGGAUUUGUUGAGCAUCUUAAUGUUUACGCAUCUCAAGCUGCUGUGCAGAAAUAGCCGACGUAUAUUUGUAUACAACAAGCAGGCUUAUAUGGUAGGGAGUCAAUUACAUGGAUGCGUGGGAAUGAGGGCAGCAGAAGAUAAUAUGAUGCUCAGCAAAUUUGGAAUCUAACUGCGGGGGUAAAAAAAGAGUGUACUCAUAUGUAAUAUCAUUAUUUUCAAUCAAAUGAAAAGCAUUGGUUUGCAUUUUGCAAUAAAAAAGAAUGCAUUAAAAUAAAUUGUCAAACUCACGUCCUCAGUUUUCAAUAAGCUGUUGAGUAUCCUGACUUAGUGGGUUGUCUGAAAAAAAUUGUUACUUAAAGGACCCCAUCAACAGACCUGGAAGUCAAGCAGAUUUGAGGCCAGUCAGUACUUAGAUGGGUGGCCACCAGAGCAUUUUAAAUUUUACAUGCGUGGGGGGUUGUGAAAUAAGUAAUUAAUCGAAUUGUGUCUGUGUGGUUCAUGUCUCCAUUGCAACCAACAUCCACAUCAAUCCCCUGUUGGCAUUUAAAGCGGUAAAAAUCGCAGUUGUACUAUUUUACCAUUAGAUGGCAGCAUAGGACAGCUCCACAGACACACUUAACACAAAGAGAUGUUUAAAUUGUGAAAUAUAACUAUUACUAUUUUUAUUUUACCAGGUAAGGCUC
Molecule: messenger RNA, 3028 nt
Organism: Petromyzon marinus (sea lamprey)
Lineage: Eukaryota; Metazoa; Chordata; Hyperoartia; Petromyzontiformes; Petromyzontidae
Product: zinc-binding protein A33-like
Molecular function (GO): protein binding; zinc ion binding
Source: RefSeq, a predicted model, not a curated record